AUGAGUAAACCGAGAUUCUUCGUUUUUGCCUUUGCUGCCAUAGCAGCUGCGUCCGCAGCUUCUAUAAACAGCGAAUAUUUGACACCCGUGGUGGAUAAUAGCCUGAUAACUCAGGAGUAUAUCCCACCAGAAGUGAAUGCCGAAGUCGCCCCAAUUGCCGAAGAUGGUUACCGCUACAAGGUUGUACGUAAACUUAAGUUUAGAAACCGCCGCGAUGUAAGCGAACUGGUGAACAAUGAAUAUUUGCCCCCAAGCACCGAAACUGCAGCCGCCACUGAGGAAGCUGUAGUAGUCGAGGAACCAGCUGUUGAAGCCACCCAAGACAGCGCCGUUUUGGCCAAUGAUGGUUAUCGUUACAAGACAGUGCGUCGUAUCCGUUAUCGUCGUCGUCGUGAUGUCAAUGAAUUGCCAACCAACGAAUACUUGCCUCCUGUAGCUGCCACUGAACAAGAAGUUGCUGUCGAAGCCCCUGUUGAAGCUGCUGCCCAAGAAUCUGCCGUCUUGGCUGAUGAUGGUUACCGUUACAAGACCGUACGUCGUAUCCGUUAUCGUCAUCGUCGCGAUGUCAAUGAAUUGCCAACCAACGAAUACUUGCCUCCUGUAGCUGCCACUGAACAAGAAGUUGCUGUCGAAGCCCCUGUUGAAGCUGCUGCCCAAGAAUCUGCCGUCUUGGCUGAUGAUGGUUACCGUUACAAGACAGUGCGUCGUAUCCGUUAUCGUCGUCGUCGUGAUGUCAAUGAAUUGCCAACCAACGAAUACUUGCCUCCUGUAGCUGUCACUGAACAAGAAGUUGCUGUCGAAGCCCCUGUUGAAGCUGCUGCCCAAGAAUCUGCCGUCUUGGCUGAUGAUGGUUACCGUUACAAGACCGUACGUCGUAUUCGUUAUCGUCACCGUCGCGAUGUCAAUGAAUUGCCAACCAACGAAUACUUGCCUCCUGUAGCUGCCACUGAACAAGAAGUUGCUGUCGAAGCCCCUGUUGAAGCUGCUGCCCAAGAAUCUGCCGUAUUGGCUGAUGAUGGUUACCGUUACAAGACCGUUCGUCGUAUCCGUUAUCGUCGUCGUCGUGAUGUCAAUGAAUUGUCAACCAACGAAUACUUGCCUCCUGUUGCUGCCACUGAACAAGAAGUUGCUGUCGAAGCCCCUGUUGAAGCUGCUGCCCAAGAAUCUGCCGUCUUGGCUGAUGAUGGUUACCGUUACAAGACCGUACGUCGUAUCCGUUAUCGUCACCGUCGCGAUGUCAAUGAAUUGCCAACCAACGAAUACUUGCCUCCUGUAGCUGCCACUGAACAAGAAGUUGCUGUCGAAGCUCCUGUUGAAGCUGCUGCCCAAGAAUCUGCCGUCUUGGCUGAUGAUGGUUACCGUUACAAGACCGUGCGUCGUAUCCGUUAUCGUCAUCGUCGCGAUGUUAACGAACUUCCCUCAAACGAAUAUUUGCCACCAUCUGAAUCUCAAACCGAAGAAGUCAUCAGUAUUGUUUCUGUUCCCGAGCAGACUGCCGUCUUUGGUGAUGACGGCUAUCGCUACAAGACUGUUCGCAAACUUAAGCACAGACGCCAUUAA
Musca vetustissima is the source of this 1560-nucleotide messenger RNA. RefSeq lists its product as uncharacterized. Lineage: Eukaryota; Metazoa; Arthropoda; Insecta; Diptera; Muscidae. Gene Ontology annotation, molecular function: calcium ion binding. The transcript is spliced from 2 exons. Bases 1 to 1560 code for a protein of 519 amino acids. Gene Ontology annotation, biological process: negative regulation of protein sumoylation. The record is from RefSeq and is a predicted model, not a curated record.